AUGAUGUCAAAUACAAAUAAUGUACAUUUGAAUGAAUGCGCGACAAUGAGAACAAAAAAUGAAAACGAUGAAUUACAGCAAACUGAAUCUAUGAAUAGUCAAAUAUGCACUCUUCAAUCACAAGGAAAUCACAUUUUAUCGACGACCACAAUCGAGAGCCAAGGAUUACCACCAAGAGAGAACGAUCCAUUCGAAACAUCAAAUGCACAUAAUUCUAGUGUGGAAGUAAUUGACGCAGCUCAUGCAGAUGACAGUGAUAGCUGGACUACUGACGAUGAAGGCGAUUUUUACUCAAAUAAUGAGAAUCUUCCAACAGAUGAAGAUGAUGAUGAAAAUCAAUUUGGCGAACCUGGUUUAUCAAAUUAUUUAAUUAACAUUUAUCCAGUAACAACUGCCGAAGAAUCAUCGUGUGUGGGCAAAUUAUGUGAUAUUUGUUUAAAUGAAUAUAAAGAAACAGAUAAAUUACGCUUGUUACCAUGUCUACAUCGUUUUCAUGUUAAAUGUAUUGACAAAUGGUUAAAAGUAAGUUGA
Didymodactylos carnosus is the source of this 531-nucleotide messenger RNA. The record is from the annotation of a GenBank genome assembly. Lineage: Eukaryota; Metazoa; Rotifera; Eurotatoria; Philodinida; Philodinidae.